Pelobates cultripes (western spadefoot toad) is the source of this 4921-nucleotide messenger RNA. The record is from the annotation of a GenBank genome assembly. NCBI's taxonomy places the organism in Eukaryota, Metazoa, Chordata, Amphibia, Anura, Pelobatidae.
AUGAUCGCAGGCCACGUGAAGGUAAUGCAUUUUAUAGAUGCAGUUUCCUAGCAUGUUGCAGCUAAAACUCCUUCCCCAUCACGUUAGGAUUCAAUGUGUGUAUCACAGGGGGCUGCAGUCACUUCCUUGCUCUUCCUGUACCAAGAGCUAGGAAUAUCCCCAGCUGCUAUAGAACUGCAACUCCUAUAAUGCCAAGCCUUAAAGCUGGCAAAGUGUCAUAGGUUUUGUAGUUCUAUAACAGUGGGUUGGGCAUCUUGGCCACCCAUCUCUACAUGGUGUCCUCCAUGAAUUGCCUGUUAUUGCUCUGUGGACUCACUGUGAUACAUUCACAAUGAACCACUUAUUGCCCUUAAUUGCAAUGGAUUUAAUCAGAAUAGAAAAAUUCAGGCUAAAAUCGCCAUACAGUGAUUUAUAGCAUAGCUGAACAAUUUUUCCAGAUCUCCAUUUCUCGCUAACGUUGGCCAUUUGCUAUAGUUCAGAGUUUCGUGAAUAGCGGCAGUAUAUAUAUCAUGCCUCUGGUUUUGCAUUCUGCCCUUGGUAGCGACGCUCUCCCCUAUUACAGCCACUCAUACAAAAUACCGUGCCACAUUUAUGGGUUUAUCUGUAAACCUUAACUUGGUAUAGUUUGGGGUUUUGUUAUGCUAGUACUGUUUUAAGUGUUUUUUUUUUAUCUCUGGUUUCAGCGCAGGUUGAAGGAUGCCCUGAUUGUGCUUGGAGGUGGUGGACUUCUCUUCACCUCCUAUCUGGUCAUAAAGGGGGAUGAGCGCUUCUACACAAAUUGUCUAAUGCCAACAUUGCAGCAAAUGGUACCACCUGAACUGGCGCACAACCUCUCUAUAAAACUUCUAUCCCUUGGACUGGUUCCACGACUUAAGUGUCAUGAUUCCAAAGAGCUUGUAGGUUUCCGAACAGAGGUUUCAAUUUACAUACAGUCACUAUAUUUACAUUGUUUUCCAGUUUGUUUUUUUUCCAAUUUAUUUAAAGCUAUAUUUCUGUGUUUACUGUGCAGGAUGAAUACAUCCUAACUGCCCAUUCUUAAAGAUCCUGUAUCAGAAUCAAACAUCCCACUUAUUAAAUAAAAGCAGACGUUUAUAUAGCUGUAAAAUAAACAGAAUAUUCCAUUCUAGCAUAGUACUUUUAGGGACCAGGUUGUUCUUCUUAAGGGGUUGAAACUUACAAAAAGAAACAGCUAUUUAAACUUACGAACGUUUCAUUGUCCCUUACCCUUAUAUUGGGAUUACUUUUUUUGAUGACUUGCGCACUCCUUUUUAAUAAUGUCUGUUUUAACGUAUUGCCCACUAUCCACUUCUUUGUAUUUACUUUCCUCCUCAUUACUCCCCGUCCAUAGGAGAUGAAGGUACUCGGACACAGCUUCAGGAACCCAGUGGGUAUAGCUGCUGGCUUUGAUAAGCAUGCAGAAGCCGUGGAUGGACUUUUUAAAAUGGGCUUUGGAUUUGUGGAAAUUGGAAGUGUUACUCCAAAGCCCCAGGAAGGAAAUCCCACACCCAGAGUGUUUCGCUUGCCUAAGGACCGGGCAGUUAUCAACCGGUAAUGGUAAAUACACAGAGUAAAAACAAUCUUUGUGGUCUUAGAAAUGGUUGCUUAAUGCCUUUUUUGAAUAUUUUCAGAUAUGGAUUUAACAGCCAUGGGAUAGAAGUUGUGCGUCAGCGACUGAUGGCGAGGAGAGAAAAACAGAGCUUACUUACAGCGGGUAUGAUAUGUCUCAUACAGACUAUUUUUAUAGCUCACAUUGACACUGCUAUACUGUCCCAUUCACCUGUGUCCAACCUGUCAACCUCUGCUCAUGUGUAGUCUUCUCAUUAUUAUGCUUCUUUCUCAUUCAAGGUGGGAUGCCACUUGGUGUUAAUCUGGGAAAGAACAAGACAUCCGAGGAUGCAGCUGCUGAUUACAUAAAGGGAGUUCUAGAGCUUGGACCUUUUGCAGACUAUUUGGUAAUUAAUGUAUCCAGUCCCAACACCCCUGGUCUAAGGGAAUUGCAGGGCAGAGAUCAACUUCGCCACCUGUUGGCCAAGGUAUGGCAGUGCACAUAGCAGAGGUAUUUGUUUAACGUUACACAACGUUACGCUUCCUAUAAAUUGCUUCCUCUUUUAUAGGUUUUGAAAGCUCGUAACGCUCUUCAAAGUGAUCACAGACCAGCUUUGCUUGUAAAGAUUGCUCCUGACUUAACGAAGGCAGAUAAGGAAGACAUUGCUAGUGUAGUGACAGAGGUAAUGCCUAAUUCACUCUUAGAGGACUCACCACAGUUUAAGUGGAGCAUAUGGGAAUUUGUGAAGUAAUCUGGUCAGGAUAUCUGAUGAGAGUUUAUUAGAGAAUACUCUUUCUAAUGUGUAUUAUUUCUUAAAAAUUAAUUUAAAUUUAUCAUUCUAAUUUAUCUCUGCAGCUUGGCAUUGAUGGUUUGAUAGUUACCAACACCACAAUCAGUCGACCGUCUACACUGCAAGACCCCCAGUGCUGUGAAGCCGGGGGAUUGAGUGGAGCCCCUCUACGUGACAUGGCUACAGAGACUAUACGAGAGAUGUACACUCUAACAGCAGGUGAGACUCGAGGGGGCAAUAUCCCACUUCAUCAACACAUUUUCUCUAAUCCUUUUCCUCUUGCCCAUUCAGGAAAGAUCCCCAUUAUUGGUGUUGGAGGUGUAAGUUGCGGCCUUGAUGCUCUGGAGAAAAUCCUAGCAGGGGCAUCGCUGGUACAGCUUUACACAGCACUCACUUACCAGGGUCCGCCGGUUGUGGAGAAAGUGACAGGGGAGCUAAAGAACAUACUUCUGUGAGUCCUAAUGUCAGAGUAUGUUUUAGUUGUUAAAUUUGCUUUGUUUAAUGUCACCCUUCACAUUCUCUUCCAGAGAGCAAGGAUUUUCAUGCGUUUCAGAGGCAGUCGGAGCUGAUCACAGGAGUAAUGCUCUGCGAGGACCAAUUAAAUAACUGGUGUAUUGCUUUACCACCUGGAUCUGUAUAGGAAAGAAGAACUUAUAGUGCAAUCUAUGGGAAGAACAGGAACCGGGGAUCUUUGUGCAUAGGAAAAAAUGUCAGAACGAGGAAAAGAUUUUUAUCUCCUAAAAUUCUGCCCUUCCAAAUCACCGAAAUCCUCUGUAUAGGAUGUGACUUUUCACUUGAGAUAUUGCAGCAGUGGAAUAAUUGUAUUAAAAUUAAACGUGUGCUGCAUACUAUUCUGUAAGUGUUAACAUAAGUUUACAAUAAAAUGAAUUACAAAAUCUGAGCUGUUGUUAAUAGCAAUGUUUCACUAUAUUUCUUUGAAUAAUUGUUUGUCUAUGGUAUAAAGUAAUACUGGAUGGCAUUAUGGAAUGCUUGUGAAAGACAUUUAUAGAAAUUGGACAAAAAGCACCACCUUGAAACUACAGUCUAUAGAUGACAUGAGAUAUCUGCACCAGGAAUCAUUCUAUAGUGCCGAAUGGAGUAAAAGUUCAAUGUUUAUAUGAAAUUUGUAGAGUUAUGAUAGAUGUGAAAAUACCCAUUAGUUUAAACUUAGAACAACCCUCUCACCCCCUUCCAGUUUGCAUUUUCUGUCUCCAUCCUGUUGUAGUCAGACACAGCGUUAUUCACUACACAAAGAAUUUGGUUAAAAUAAGUGCUCUGAGAAAAUUAUCCAACUCUCCCAGAGUCACGGCUUAGCUAUAUUGGGCAACAUUUUUAAAAAACAGACUUAAAGAACCACUAUAGUGCCAGGAAAACAUACUCGUUUUCCUGGCACUAUAGUGCCCUGAGGGUGCCCCCACCCGCCGGGCUGGAUGGAGAGGAAGGGGUUAAACUUACCUCUUUCUCCAGCGCCGGGCGGGGAGCUCUCCUCCUCCUUGGCUGAAUGCGCGGCAGGAGCUGCGCUCGUAUUCAGACAGUCUCAUAGGAAAGCAUUUACAACGCUUUCCUAUGGACGCUGGUGUCUUCUCACUGUGAAAAUCACAGUGAGAAGUGCGGAAGCGAGUCUAGCGGCUGUCAAGAGACGGCCACUGGAGGCUGGAUUAACCCUAAUAUAAACAUAGCAGUUUCUCUGAAACUGCUAUGUUUAUAAAAAAAAAGGGUUAACCCUAGCUGGACCUGGCACCCAGACCACUUCAUUAAGCUGAAGUGGUCUGGGUGCCUAUAGUGGUCCUUUAAUUUGCAGACAUUUCCCAGUUUACAAAUUUAGUCUCCCCGUCUAGAGGGCUCACUAGCCAGUCAGACUUGCAUUCAGGGAAGUUAAUGUAAAUCUGGGUAACUGUGUUCAAGCAGGCUAACCUCUGAAAAUAACCUAAGGAACGCCUGUGCUAUCACCAGUUUAAUGAAUCCACCAUGAUCUUAUAAGGGAACUACAAAACUACGGGGGUGAGCUCGGAACAAACAACUAAAUUAGUAUAUAUUUGAGCUGAAGGUUUUUUCUGUUGUUUUUUUCCAAAUAAAAUUCCCACCAGCUUUGCCAACUUCCAUUAACCUGCCUAGUACCCUUUACUUUCAGUAAUUAUCCAAUGGUGAGGAAAAGGAACCCAAGCUACAAGUCUACAACUCCCAACAUGCUCAGCUAGGGACUCAGAUAUGGAACAGCCAGGAUACUUUACCAGAACCACAUCUCCCAUGAUGCUUUGCUAACCAGGGCGCUUUACCGGAACCACACCUCCCAUGAUGCUUUGCUAACCGGGACGCUUUACCGGAACCACACCUCCCAUGAUGCUUUGCUAACCGGGACGCUUUACCGGAACCACACCUCCCAUGAUGCUUUGCUAACCGGGACACUUUACCGGAACCACACCUCCCAUGAUGCUUUGCUAACCGGGAAGCUUUACCGGAACCACACCUCCCAUGAUGCUUUGCUAACCGGGAAGCUUUACCGGAACCACACCUCCCAUGAUGCUUUGCUAACCGGGAAGCUUGCGAACCACCUCCCCUUAUUCUUUUACACUCGCCACGGGUAG